This is a messenger RNA of Neltuma alba, 612 nucleotides long. Its product is annotated as mediator of RNA polymerase II transcription subunit 28. Gene Ontology annotation, biological process: regulation of DNA-templated transcription. Lineage: Eukaryota; Viridiplantae; Streptophyta; Magnoliopsida; Fabales; Fabaceae. The record is from RefSeq and is a predicted model, not a curated record. The coding region runs from base 1 to 426 and encodes 141 amino acids. Gene Ontology annotation, cellular component: mediator complex. The transcript has 3 exons.
AUGGGUGAUAGACAAGUAGUGGAGCUGCAGCACCCAGUUGAUCCUCCAUUGCCCUCUUCGCCUCCUUCGAGGGAUGAUAUGGUUGCUUGCGUGAUGGCUUUGGAGGCUGCUUUGCUUCCUUGCUUGCCUGCUAGAGAACUUCAAGCAAUAGACCGCUCUCCCCACCCUUCACAUCAAAUUGACGUAGAGAGGCAUGCCAGAGAUUUUAUGGAGGCUGCCAAGAAGCUUCAACUUUAUUUUAUCAGCCUGCUGCGUGAGAGUCAACCGUCAAAAGCUGAAAUGCUUAGAAAGGAGAUUGCUGUGAUGGAAGAGGAACUUCAGAGAAAAACGGAGCUGAUUAGAAAGCAAGAGAAUCUAGUUCAGGGGUGGAGAAACGAGUUAAAAGAUCAGCUGGACAAACACAGUACUGAGUUGGACAGAGUAUAGUGGAAAAUUACGCUUAUCUCUUUACCUGGGGACAAAAAAGUGUAUCUUUUAGAUGUUUGUUAUCAAGUUCUAUUCAUUGGGGGAACAAACAUGAAUAUGUUAUUACAGUUUAGCUCUGAAUGAUUUGAUCUUUUAAGACAGUUCCUCCACAUAUUUUGUUGUUACUGAAGAAGCUGAUAGCAAGCA